Molecule: messenger RNA, 4171 nt
Organism: Onychostoma macrolepis
Lineage: Eukaryota; Metazoa; Chordata; Actinopteri; Cypriniformes; Cyprinidae
Gene: cnih2
Product: cornichon family AMPA receptor auxiliary protein 2
Exons: 11
Coding region: 1945-2349 (134 amino acids)
Biological process (GO): regulation of AMPA receptor activity; vesicle-mediated transport
Cellular component (GO): synapse; dendrite
Source: RefSeq, a predicted model, not a curated record
AUUCUAUAAUUUUUAUUUAAACACAAAAGAGAUUAGAUAGCAAAGAAAGGGACUUUCUAGGCUAGGCACAAUACAAGGGGGAAAUAUCUUCCAUGGAUAAAAGUCAGACAGGUUUUCAACAACAUGAAGCAUUUCCUGACAGUGGAGAGAAGAUGCUUUCUGAGUGUGGAAGAAUCCACCAGAUGGUACUCUUGGACUCCAUUAGAAGAGCACCCACAUGGCAUGCUGGAAAUAUCUGUCAAAGGUGUUGUAUGUGCUUUAUGAUAUUUGUCAGUCUCCCUGAAAAACAGAGAACGCUGCCUAUAUGGCUGCAGUGAUGUAAGCAAUAAAAGCAAAUCAGAAUCCUUAAUGUUGGAAUGAUUCAGUCUCUUCUCCCUGGGGACCAUGUCAAUCAAGUUUCAAUAUUUCCCACGCUUUAAAGAACACACAAUAAACAAAGAUGGAGACAUUGUGGGGAUGAUUUGAAAACAUAGCUAAUGAGAGAAGAAAAAGAAGAUCCCCAGGGAGUAUUCAUUGAAAAUGGAUUUGACACCAUGAAAACGAGAUGGCAGGAAACCCAGACAUAUUCAAAGGAUUGGUAUCUGACUUGGAAUGUGAAAACUGCAACAAUGGAAUUUGUGGGAACCCUGUGGAAAAAAGAAGAAAAAACAGAAUGUGAAUGAUAUAAAAUACCUCUCUACUCAUGAUAUUUGAAAACAUGACUGCAGAUUUGACUACAAAGAAAGAGGUAGAAUCAAACCUUACUUCAUCUCUCCUGCAGUGACAGAGACGCACUUUCAUCAGGAAGGUAACAUUGUAUGAGAGAGAGACAGUAAGAGAAUAAAAGAGGGAGGGAGAGAGAGAGCGAGAGACAAACAAGGGAAGCCAAAGAAGAAAGACUCGGAGCUCCCUCUGCCCCCUCAUAUCUCUCUAGGGAAUGAGAGAGUAGGGCAGAAAAUAGAGGGACGGAGGAAGAGAAGACUGUUGAAUGUAGUUGAGCAUCGCGUUCAGAGAGCACCCAGCAGCCAAUGAGAGACUGUGAUGGGACCGACACUGACACCCAGAGCAAAGCAGACCAGAGAUUUCUGACAUGGUGUCGACCCAGAUUGAUGGGAGGAAAAUGAGGGGAGAGAGGACAGACAUAGACAGACUUGCGCUGCUGCUUCAGAAAACACAGAUUGUAUACCGAGGACAUUCAUCCUCCGAUGUGCCCACAAGAUAUUUUUUAAGGUGUUCUGCUGUAAAUAAGGUGUGUGGUCCCAGUGUGCAGCACUAAUCUUAGAGACGGGGGAGGGGAGCCAUUCUCCACAUACAUACAAACCCCCCUCUGCCAAUCAGCGAGAAAGACAGAGAGGAAGAAGGAGAGCAAGUGAAGGAACAGGGGAGACGGCAGAGAGACUGAAAAGAGGAAACAGCUCAAGCAGUUAUCUUAGGUGGACAGAGAGGAAGAAUUACGCAGGAACACACACUGUCCAGCCACACGUUACAAGGUGCUCCAGCCAGCGGAGGCGGAUAACCAGCCAGACGCCUCAUAUCUGCAGCUCCAGACCAAGAAGAUUCCUCUCGAAUUCUCUUCCGACUUCAUCCUAAGCUGGACUGCAAGCUUUAAGAGGAGAGACAGAAGAAGAGGGGAGUGCUUUGUAACUUCCUUGAAGGGGGUGAGAGUGUAAGGAGAGUGACAGAGAGAGAGAGAGAGCAGGGGAAAUCUCCCCCUCGCCCUCUCUCGACCCAGAUCACCGUCAGGCUGGCUGGAACAGCCAUGGCCUUCACCUUUGCGGCCUUUUGCUACAUGUUAACACUCGUGUUGUGCGCUGCCCUCAUCUUCUUCGUCAUCUGGCAGAGAACGAAGUGAGGGGAUGGCUGGAGAUAUGGAUCUAUAUGGGGAAAGGAAGGAGGGGAGAAUGUAGCUUGAAGCUGUAGGAAUGGCUAGAGAAUGAGGAAAGUUAAAGAUAAAAAGGGCCACAGAUGAUUAUUGCUUUUGAUGAGCUGCGCACAGACUUCAAAAAUCCCAUCGAUCAGAGCAACCCCACCAGAGCGAGGGAAAGAAUAUUGAACAUCGAGAGAAUCUGCAACCUCCUCCGAAGGCUGGUGGUUCCGGAGUAUUCCAUCCACGGGCUGUUCUGUCUGAUGUUCAUGUGUGCAGGGGAGUGGGUGACUCUGGGCCUUAACAUCCCCCUGCUCCUCUAUCACCUCUGGAGGUUUUUCCACCGUCCUGCAGAUGGGUCUGAGGUUAUGUAUGAUCCAGUGAGUGUGAUGAAUGCAGACAUUCUGAAUUACUGCCAAAAAGAAUCCUGGUGCAAGCUAGGCUUCUAUCUUCUCUCCUUUUUCUACUAUCUGUACAGUAUGGUGUAUGCUUUGGUCAGCUUCUAAGGGAUCAAACGAAGGACAGAUGAUUGUGAAAGGAAGGAGAAAAACGACAGAAUAAAGACCGAACUAUGUCGCGCUCUCCUCUCCCUCAUCCACAGACCUUGUUCAGCUCCUCCUCAGAUCUCCUGGGUGGGGAUGGACGAUGGACAGAUGUAGAAAAAGCUCAAGACAAGCAGGCAUUAAAAGCCGUCAGCGUAAAGCUGCCUCAAUUACUGCCAUUAAAAAAACAAAACAAGUGGAGAUGUAGACCAAAAGAAAACGAGUGCAAUAGAAAGAGAGAAAUAUGGUGAACAAAAGACUCAGGCAGUGUAGAUGUUUUGUAACACCAUUGAAUUUCUCAAGGGCUGCUGAAAAUUUCCGCUGCUCAUAGCAACAUGUCUACGAAGAGACACGUAAAGUGCUACUGAGGCCAUUACAGAAUGUGUUACCUUGAAUUUUAAAUCCAUAGACCGUGGACUUUGUCUUUUUCUUCAGAUAACUUGUUAUGUCAAAGUAUUUAAUAACUGCUAAGUAUUUGCUAUUUCAGUAUUUGUGGUAGAUAAAUGUACCCUGUAUGUAGAGGUACGAUAUAAUAAUUGAUUAAAUUCUGAAUAUAUGGCUCAGUUGUUGCAGUUCGGUCAGGGUAGUUCUAUUAGUGUCCUUAAACAACCGCACAAGAAGUAUAUUUUUGCGUAAAAUCUGAUGGUGACGUUUACAUAGACAUUUCAAAGCAAAUCAACCAAUGAGAUAAAGUACCACAAACCGGAGAAACUGUUUGAGCAGCAUCACAUCUGAGGACUGACACCCCAUGUUCUGGAUUCAUCCAUCAUGGGCUGCGGUGAGGACGAGCGGUCAAGCAGAACGGCAGACUCUUAAUUGAGAUGGGCGUGCAGGACGGGCCGUACCGGAGGGAAGAGAGAUCCGACCCCAACCUCUGCCGGAGUUCAAAUACUCGAUAGACUGUGACAAAUCAUAAAAGCACUUUUGGAAUGCCAACAGAUGAACUGUAGCAAACAACAGAGGAAGACUCAUUUGCGUUGAGUGGGCUGAUGUGCGUGAGACAGCCGGACACAGCGGACCGUGAUGCAGAUGAUGGAGAUGAUGGUGUCGGAAACGUUCGCCGAUGAUGCUUUGGACAACAGACCGACGAUGACGGUCUCACAUCGAAUACAAACUUUUCAGGCAGUCUUCUGUGUUGUUAGACUAUAUCCGACAUUUAAUGCCACUCUGUUCCGUGUAUCAUAGGGCCUCUCGAUUUGCCUCACCUGGAGCUCCUGUGUUGUGCUGUGUCCAUCGGUCUGCUAAACAAGUAGAUUAAUGAUUAUUUACCUAAGCUGUGUGUAGUUCUGGCUUUGUAGAUAAAUAGAGUGGCCGAACGCAUCUCUCAUGAGCCGCUUCACAAGCUAGAACGGCUUCAUAUUAGCCUACACUUAAAAGCAAGCAAUUUAAUAACAACACGGUCCGAGUGCUUUUUGGCAACACUGCCUAUCUGGUUCGAACUCCUGGGUCUUCUUUCCAUCUUGGCUUUGACUUGAUGUACCCUCAAAAAUGUGAAUAUAUAUCCUGGACAAUCGCUAAUAGCACAGGAAUGUGGGCUGAGAGACAGCUGACUGGGUCUUCAUUAUAGACGUCAUCACUGAAUGUCUUUUUGUGAUUAAUAUUAGUUCACAUGCAGUAUCUACAUUUAAGAAUACCUGCAUGAUUAUGUCUUUUAUACAUGAUUCAUUAAUGUACGCUACAGCACCUUCGGUAACUUUAUGGUCUGUAUUCAGAUGAAUACACCCGAAUAUCUUAUAUACUCCAAAAGCAAUUACACAUGUUCUAAUAAAACGAUGUUGCCAUAGAA